UCGGUCCAUCUGUGCAUAUAACGGAAAAACUUAGGUGAAAAUGUUGCUGCUCCAUCUGUACGCCUUCACCUGUGUUGUUGUCGUCGCAGCGGGUUCCGUGGAGACGGUGGUGGGGCUGGCAGGGAGGAGAGUGGCGUUGCCGUGCCGCGUGGAGGCGGCCAAGCAGAGAGGCGUGCACGUGUGUUGGGGGAAAGGUACGCCGUCGCUGUUCUCCUGCCAAAACAUGCUGGUCAACACGGCGGGCGAGCGGAUGACAUACAAAAGCUCAUACAGGUACUCUGUGUCUGUGUCUUCAAGCGCUGUCUCCUAUCUCUCCAUCUUCAACGUGCGGCCUUCAGACUCGGGCUUCUAUCACUGCCGGGUUCAGCUGCCGGGCUUCUUCAACGACAAAACUUUCACCGUCCUCCUCAUAGUCAUUAAACCAUCCGGUAAUCUGCAUGCACCACAGACAACCAAAAGAAGUGAUGUCACAGAGAGCGUGACCCUGCACAAAGAAGAAACAACUGGACCCCUAGUGGCACGAGUCGGGUCGUCUGUCCAACAGAGCAACUUCAACAAUCUGAACACGUUCCUGGGACACACGAUCCGCAUGGCCUUCAUCAUCUUCAUACCUGCCGUCCUACUGACUGCUGCUUACAGGAUCUGGCGGUCCAAUCAGAAAGUUUGGACUGACAGAAGCAUGAGCCAAUCAGAAGAGAAAGAGGAGAAUCUGUAGAGUUGUUUCCCCCCUAUCUCUCUGGAUGGUUAUUAUUUCCAGUCUUAUGUUUAAUAUUGGAACAUUAUUUGCAUUUUUGACGGUAUGUAUUUUUAUUAAACUGGGAAGUGUAAUCAUAAA
This is a messenger RNA of Nerophis lumbriciformis (worm pipefish), 835 nucleotides long. RefSeq names its product hepatitis A virus cellular receptor 1-like. Lineage: Eukaryota; Metazoa; Chordata; Actinopteri; Syngnathiformes; Syngnathidae. The record is from RefSeq and is a predicted model, not a curated record. Gene Ontology annotation, biological process: cytoskeletal rearrangement involved in phagocytosis, engulfment; apoptotic cell clearance. Gene Ontology annotation, molecular function: phosphatidylserine binding.